This is a messenger RNA of Trichoderma reesei QM6a, 2379 nucleotides long. Its product is annotated as bifunctional catalase/peroxidase. Gene Ontology annotation, biological process: hydrogen peroxide catabolic process; cellular response to hydrogen peroxide. The transcript is spliced from 7 exons. Gene Ontology annotation, cellular component: cytosol. NCBI's taxonomy places the organism in Eukaryota, Fungi, Ascomycota, Sordariomycetes, Hypocreales, Hypocreaceae. Gene Ontology annotation, molecular function: catalase activity; heme binding. Bases 1 to 2379 code for a protein of 792 amino acids. The record is from RefSeq and is a predicted model, not a curated record.
AUGCCUCUCAAGAACCUCCUGGCCAUUGCCGGCACGCUGCCGCUCGCCACGGCCAUUGGCUGCCCUCACAUCAACGGCAACGGCAAUGCCAACGUCAAUAUCGCUCGAGCCCAUCCCGAGUCCAUCUUGGAGAAGAGGUUCAGCCCGGACGGCCCCGACUUCGGCACGUGCCCUCGCAAGAGCACCGUUGCUGGAGGAGGCACGCGCAGCAGGCAGUGGUGGCCCUGCGAACUGAACCUCGGGGUACUCCGCCAGUUUUCCGAGAAGUCGAAUCCCUUGGGCUCCGACUUUGACUAUGCCUCUGCCUUUGGCAAGAUUGAUGUCGCCCAGCUCAAGAAGGACAUCACCGCCGUCCAGACCACUUCCCAGGACUGGUGGCCUGCCGACUUUGGCGACUAUGGCCCGUUCUUCAUCCGUCUAGCAUGGCACAACGCGGGUACCUACCGCGCCGUUGACGGACGCGGAGGAGCCGGUCAGGGCCAGCAGCGAUUUGCUCCCCUCAACAGCUGGCCGGACAAUGCCAACCUGGACAAGGCUCGUCGUCUGCUUUGGCCCAUCAAGCAAAAGUACGGCAGCGCCCUCUCGUGGGCCGACCUGUUCGUCUUUGCCGGCAACACUGCCAUGGAGAACAUGGGCUUCCCCACGUACGGCUUUGGCUUUGGUCGCGAGGAUACCUGGCAGUCAGACGAGGGCAUCUACUGGGGUGGCGAGCAGGAGAUGUUCCCCGAGGCGCUCAACAACGUGGUCCGCUACAACGGAAGCACAGACUUCACUGAGCGAGCGGACAAACUCGAGAGCCCACUGGGAGCCGUCAGCAUGGGUCUCAUCUACGUCGAUCCUCGCGGGCCCAAUGGCCAGCCGGAUACCCGUGCGAGUGCUUUGGACAUUCGUGAGACAUUUGGGCGCAUGGGCAUGAACGACGAGGAGACCGUCGCCCUCAUCGCUGGUGGCCACGCCUUUGGCAAGACCCACGGCGCUGUGACGGGAGACAACAUUGGUCCUGAGCCCAACGCUGCCGGCAUUGAGCUGCAGGGUCUUGGCUGGAAGAACAGCUUUGGCAGUGGAAACGCCGACAACGCCUACACUUCGGGUCUUGAGGUCAUCUGGUCCCGCACUCCCACCAAGUGGGCAAAUGAAUUCCUCUUCUCCCUGCUCAACAACAACUUCACCCUCACCAAGUCCCCCGAUGGUGCCCCUCAGUGGGAGGCUCUCGAUGCCAACGCAUCUUACCCCGACCCCUUCAUCAAGGGCAAGUUCCGCCGGCCCACGAUGCUGACCUCCGACUUGGGUCUCCGUGAUGACCCCAUCUACAACAACAUCUCCAGGACGUUCCUCAACGACUUUGACUACUUUACCGAGAAGUUUGGCCUUGCCUGGUACAAGCUGCUGCACCGUGACAUGGGUCCCAUCGCCCGCUACCUCGGCCCCGAGGUCCCCAAGAAGGCACCCCUCAUUUGGCAGGACCCUCUCCCGACGCCGGCUUACACCACUCUGGCUGCUUCGGACAUUUCCUCGCUGAAGCAGCAGAUUCUCGCCGCCCCCGGCCUCAACGUCUCCAACCUGGUCACCACUGCCUGGGGCUCUGCAUCGACCUUCCGUAUCUCUGACAAGCGCGGUGGUGCCAACGGAGCUCGCAUUGCUCUCCAGCCCCAGGUCAACUUUGCUGCCAACAACCCUCCACGCCUGCAGGCUGUCCUCAAGGCCCUCAAGGGUGUCCAGACCAAGUUCCAGUCCAGCGGCAAGAAGGUGUCUCUGGCUGAUCUCAUUGUCCUCGGCGGUGUCGCUGCCAUUGAGAAGGCUGCCAAGGCCGCUGGGCUCACCCUCACCGUGCCCUUUACCCCUGGUCGUGUUGAUGCCACCCAAGAUCAGACCGAUGCCUCCACCUUUGCGUUCCUCGAGCCCAAGGCUGACGGUUUCCGCAACUUCGGCCACGGCACAGCUUCGUCGCUGACUGAGGAGAUCCUUGUGGACAAGGCUGCCCUCCUUACCCUGAGCCCCCCCGAACUGACGGUUCUCAUUGGUGGCAUGCGCGCCCUCUCUGCCAACUUUGACGGCUCCUCCACCGGCGUCCUGACUUCUCGCCCCGGCCAGCUCACCAACGACUUCUUCGUCAACCUGCUGGGCUCCUACUCGACCUGGUCCGUUGUCAACGGCACCAACGAGGAGCUGUUCCAGAGCAAGGACUCGAACGGCAAGGUCCAGUGGACCGCCUCCCGCUCUGAUCUCAUUUUUGGCUCCCACCCUGAGCUGCGUGCCCUUGCUGAGGUCUACGGCUCUUCUGACGCUAAGACCAAGUUUGCCAAUGACUUUGUCGCCGCAUGGGCAAAGGUCAUGGACCUGGACCGCUAUGAUGUCAAGGGACAUAAGGGUGCCUACUAA